Messenger RNA from Photinus pyralis (common eastern firefly), 997 nucleotides. Its product is annotated as PSME3-interacting protein. Bases 103 to 879 code for a protein of 258 amino acids. The record is from RefSeq and is a predicted model, not a curated record. NCBI's taxonomy places the organism in Eukaryota, Metazoa, Arthropoda, Insecta, Coleoptera, Lampyridae. The transcript has 4 exons. Gene Ontology annotation, cellular component: nucleus.
AUCGAUACAUAGUGCCAAUAUACCGAUCAAAAUCCCCUUUUGCAAUUUUAAAACCACUUUUAUUCUGUUAAAAAGAAGAAUUUUUUGUUAUCAAAACUCGUAAUGAGCUCAGGUUUUAUCACAGAAAACGAAUUAGCUGAAGCUCGAAAGAAGAGACAGGAAGAAUGGGACAAAGUACGCAAGGCUGACGAUCCUGUAGAGGCACCUGAGCAGCCCUACGACUCCAGAAGCCUCUAUGAACGUCUUCAGGAACAGAAACAACGUAAAGAACUAGAAUACGAGGAAGCACACAAAUUAAAGAAUAUGAUAAAAGGCCUCGAUGACGACGAAAUAGAGUUCUUAGAUCUUGUGGAUAGGACCAAAAUUGCAGCAGAUCGUCGCAAAAACUUCGAGGAAGAACGCGAGUUAAGCGAUUAUCGUAAUCGGGUUGCUAACCUGCAGGAGAAAUCGCUCGAUCAAAAGUUACAAGCUGAAAGUGUGGUAAACAAACCAAAGAUCCCCACAGGUAAUCGUCCAUCGCAAACAAAACUUUUGAAAGGCGUUAUUGUUACAAGCAAUAAUAAACGAGACAACAUGGAAAAUAGUGAGAUAGUUAAAAAACGCAAAGUAGAAGAAUCUCCAGAUGCAGACAAGGAAUCUGCUAAGAAAAGGACCGAGACAAAUGCGCAAACUAAAACAAACAGUGGAUUAACAUGCAUCGGAAUUUUACCAGGCUUGGGUUGUUAUGCAGAUUCAAGCUCUGAUGAGUGCAGUUCGAAUUCUGAUGAAGACAUAGAUGAUAAAAAACAAAUAAAGUACGACCUAAUUGGAAGAAAAAUUGUUGAAAAGGAUAAAGACAUUAUUUCACUGGAUCAUGCCAAGCAGAGAACAGCCACAUGAAAGUGCACAUUUUUCUUUGCACGUGAAACUAUCAAAAAUUCUAAGUAGAAGUAUAACCUUAUUUACUGUAUCUAUUUUCCUAUAGCAGUUUGGAAAUAAAUGAAUAUUGUUUCAUUUA